Molecule: messenger RNA, 2565 nt
Organism: Pedinophyceae sp. YPF-701
Lineage: Eukaryota; Viridiplantae; Chlorophyta; Pedinophyceae
Source: the annotation of a GenBank genome assembly
AUGGCGUCCAGGACGCAGGAGGACCUCGCAGCCCUGCAGAAGGCCGUGCUGGCGUGGGACUACUACGCGCUGAUCAAGGGCCGGAGCGAGCCCCCACACCGCGCGGGCAUGCGAAACGUGCCCGACGUCUUCGAUGACGAGCGGGAAUACAUCGACACCUUCGUGCCCCUCCUCCUCGAGGAAGCCCUCGCUCAGGCCCAGCAGGGCGGCGAGGACACGGACAAGGUGCCUCACCGGUGCGUCGUCGCGGAGGCGACACCCCUGGGGGACUUCGUGGAGGUCACCGUGGGCCUCGAGGACGGCGCGCUGUCGAGCUUCGCGCAGAACGACCUCGUGCUUCUCACCAAGGACGACCCCGGCGACGCCGGGCCGGACAACCUCGCCCUGCACGCGCUCGCGCAGGUCGAGGGCGUCAUUGGCGCGCAGCGCGCCCGGCUGCGCUUCUACCUCCCGUCCGCCCCGCCGCCCGCGCCGGCCGCCAAGGCCGGGAAGAAGAAGGCGCAGGGCUCGCCCGCGCGGCUGCGCGUCAUGGCGCAGAGCCUGCAGGUGGUCGGGACGGCGUGGUUCGUGAUGGGCCUGUGCAACCUGUCCACGAUCAUGCGGGAGUGGACGGCCACGCACAGCGUCGUCGAGGUGCCGUUCAAGGACGUCCUGCUGCGCGGGAAGCCCGGGCCGGGGUCGUCGCUGACGCGCCGCCCGCGGAUGGAGAUUCCGCGUGCGAUGGAGGAGGCGAUGCGGCCGCAGUACAACACCCCCCAGAUGGAGGCUGUCAGGUCGGGCCUGGACGGGUCCCCGCUGGUGCUCAUUCAGGGGCCGCCGGGCACGGGAAAGACCUCGACGAUCCUCGGCCUGCUGUCGCUCGUGCUGCACUCGUCGCCCGCCGGCGACAAGGUGAACGGCCAGGGCGGGCCCACAGGGCAGCGGGGCGCGAACGGCGACGCGAGGACGCGGCUGUGGCGGCGGGCGUCGCCGUGGCUCAACGGCGGGUUCAAGGACCUGCGCGACGAGCUGCCGUCGCCCGACGAGCUCCAGCGGUGCGGCAAUGACACGUACGGCAUGGUGCAGCCCGUCACGAGGCGCGUCCUCGCGCCCGGCGGCCCGCGCGCGCGCGUCCUCGUCUGCGCGCCCUCGAACAGCGCCCUCGACGAGAUCGUCCUCCGCAUCAUGUCGAAAGGGCUCCUGGGCGCCGACGGGGAGUUGUACCACCCGUCGAUCGUGCGCGUCGGCGUCAACGUGCACCACGCCGCGGUGCCCGUCCACGUGGACACCCUCGUCGCGCACCGCAUCGGCGCCACCAACGAGCGCGCGCAGGCCGGGCAGCGGCACAGCCUGGGGCUCUCGCGGGCCGAGAAGGACCGUAUCCGCAUGCAGGUCCUCGAGGAGGCCUCCAUCGUCUGCUCGACGCUGUCCUUUUCCGGCUCGGGCAUCUUUGAACGCAUCGCGCGCAGGUUCGACGUGGUGAUCAUCGACGAGGCCGCGCAGGCCGUGGAGCCCUCCACGAUGGUCCCGCUCUCCGUCGGCGCGCGCCAGGUGUACCUCGUCGGCGACCCGAACCAGCUGCCCGCCACCGUCAUCUCGCAGCAGGCGCUGGCCCGCGGAUACCACCAGUCGCUCUUCCGGCGGCUGCAGUCCGUCGGGUACCCCGUGCGCCUCCUCACGACGCAGUACCGCAUGCACCCCAAGAUCCGCGCGUUCCCGUCGAAGCAGUUCUACGGGGGCUCUCUGGUGGACGCUGACGGCAUCGAGGCGGCCACCAGGCGGCCGUGGCACGACCCGCCGUCGGGCGGCGCGGCGGCGUGCUGCUUCGGCCCCCUCGCGUUCUUCGACGUCCAGGGCGAGGAAGUCGUGCCCGGUGCGGGGUCCGGAUCCUCCGUCAGCAAUCCCGCGGAGGUGGCGCUCAUCAUCGCGCUCUACCGGGCGGUCGUGCAGCUGCACCCGGAGCUCGCGGACUCCGGGCGCGUCGGCGUGAUCUCGCCGUACAAGGCGCAGGUCCGCGCGGUGCGCAGCAAGCUGGCGGAGGCGCUUGGCGAGGAGGCAGCGGCAAAGGUCGACGUGAACACGAUCGACGGGUUCCAGGGGCGCGAGAAGGACAUCGUGCUGUUCAGCACGGUGCGCUCGCAGCCCGGGCGGCACAUCGGGUUCGUGUCGGACGAGCGGCGCAUCAACGUCGGUCUGACGAGAGCGCGGUCGAGUCUCCUGGUCGUGGGGAACGCGCGCGCGCUCCUGGUGGACAGCAACUGGCGGGGACUCGUCGAGCACGCCGUCAGCGAGGGAUGCCUGUUCCGGCUUCCGGACCAGGGCGCUGCGGCUCUCCCGCGCGUGCUGUCGGGCGACCUGCAGCCUGUUGUCGCAGGCAGCAAGGCCGCAGCGGAGCUUCUGGAGGAGGUGACGGUGCAGGGAGGCAAGGGGCGCGGGAAGGGCAAGGGGCACAAGAAGCGCGGGGCGGAGGACGCGUCCGAGGAGGGCAAGGGCGCGGCGGCGGAGGACAUGGAUGUGGACGGGGAGGCACCGCGCCCAGCAGAGGCGGAGAAGAAGCCGGCGGCGCGGAAGAAACGGAAGGCUUGA